Messenger RNA from Loxodonta africana (African savanna elephant), 12824 nucleotides. It is a transcript of the gene MRAS, whose product is annotated as muscle RAS oncogene homolog. NCBI's taxonomy places the organism in Eukaryota, Metazoa, Chordata, Mammalia, Proboscidea, Elephantidae. Gene Ontology annotation, biological process: Ras protein signal transduction. Bases 6531 to 7157 code for a protein of 208 amino acids. Gene Ontology annotation, molecular function: GTP binding; GTPase activity; GDP binding. The record is from RefSeq and is a predicted model, not a curated record. The transcript has 7 exons. Gene Ontology annotation, cellular component: plasma membrane.
CUUAUACAAUAUUUGUCCUAUUGCAACUGACUGAUUUCAUUCAGCAUAAUACCUUCCAGGUUCUUUCAUGUUAUGAAAUGUUUCACAGAUUCCUCACUGUUCUUUAUCGAUGCGUAGUAUUCCAUUGUGUGACUAUACCAUAAUUUAUUUAUCCAUUCAUCUGUUGAUGGGCACCUUGGUUGCUUCCAUCUUUUUGCUAUUGUAAACAGUGCUGCAAUAAACAUGGGUGUGCAUAUAUCUGUUUGUGUAAAGGCUCUUAUUUCUCUAGGAUAUAUUCCAAGGAGUGGGAUUGCUGGAUCCUAUGGUAGUUCUAUUCCUAGCUUUUUAAGGAAGCGCCAAAUCGAUUUCCAUUCGCCAUUCCCACCAGCAGUGUAUAAGUGUUCCAAUCUCUCCACACCCUCUGCAACAUUUAUUAUUUCGUGUUUUUUGGAUUAAUGCCAGCCUUGUUGGAGUAAGAUGAAAUCUUAUUGUAGUUUUGAUCUGCAUUUCUCUACUGGCUAAUGAUCAUGGACAUUUCCUCAUGUAUCUGUUAGCUACCUGAAUGUCUUCUUUAGUGAAGUGUCUAUUCAUAUCUUUUGCCCAUUUUUUAAUUGGGCUAUUUGUCUUUUUGCAGUUGAGUUUUUGCAGUAUCAUGUAGAUUUUAGAGAUCAGGCACUGAUCAGAAAUGUCAUAGCUAAAAACGCUCUCCCAGUCUGUAGGUAGUCUUUUUACUCUUUUGGAGAAGUCUUUGGAUGAGCAUAGGUGUUUGAUUUUUAGGAGCUCUCAGUUAUCUAGUUUUUCUUCUGCAUUCUUAAUAAUCUUUAUACUGUUUACGCCAUGUAUUAGGGCUUCUAACGUUGUCCCUAUUUUUUCUUCCAUGAUCUUUAUCAUUUUAGAUUUUAUAUUUAGGUCUUUGAUCCAUUUUGAGUUAGUUUUUGUCCAUGGAGCGAGGUAUAGGUCUUGUUUCAUUUUUUUGCAGAUGGAUAUCCAGUUAUGGCAGCACCAUUUGUUAAAAAGACUGUCUUUUCCCCAUUUAACUGUUUUGGGGCCUUUGUCAAAUAUCCACUGCUCAUAUGUGGACGGAUUUAUGUCUGGAUUCUCAAUUCUGUUCCAUUGGUCCAUGUAUCUGUUGUUGUACCAGGACCAGGCUGUUUUGACAACUGUGGUGGUAUAAUAGGUUCUAAAAUCAGGUAAAGUAAGGCCUCCUGCUUUGUUCUCUUUCAGUAAUGCCUUAUUUAUCCGGGGCCUCUUUCCCUUCCAUAUGAAAUUGGCGAUUUGUUUCUCCAUCUCAUUAAAGACCGUCCUUGGCAUUUUGAUCGGAAUUGCAUUAAAUGUAUAGAUGGCUUUUGGUAGAAUAGACAUUUUUAUAAUGUUAAGUCUUCCUAUCCAUGAGCAAGGUAUGUUCUUCCACUUAUGUAAGUCUCUUUUGGUUUCUCGCAGAAGUGUACUGUAGUUUUCUUUGUAUAAGUCUUUUACAUCUCUGGUAAGAUUUAUUCCUCAGUAUUUUAACUUCUUGGGGGCUACUGUAAAUGGCAUUGACUUGGUAAUUUCCUCUUCGAUGUUCUUUUUGUUGGUGUAGAGGGAUCCAAGUGAUUUUUGUAUAUUUAUCUUGUAUCCCAGUACUCUGCUAUUAGUUUCAGUAGUUUUCUGGAGGAUUCCUUAGGGUUUUCUGUGUAUAAGAUCAUGUCAUCUGCAAAUAGAGAUACUUUUACUUCUUCCUUGCCGAUCUGGAUGCCCUUUAUUUCUUUACCUAGCCUAAUUGCUCUGGCUAGGACUUCCAGCACAAUGUUGAAUAAGAGUGGUGAUAAAGGGCAUCCUUGUCUGGUUCCUGAUCUCAAUGGGAAUAUUUUCAGGCUCUCUCCAUUUAGGGUAAUGUUGGCUGUUGGCUUUGUAUAGAUGCCCUUUAUUAUGUUGAGGAAUUUUCCCUCUAUUCCUAUUUUACUGAGAGUUUUUAUCAUGAAUGCAUGUUGAACUUUGUCAAAUGCCUUUUCUGCAUCAAUUGAUAAAAUCAUGUGAUUCUUGUCUUUUGUUUUAUUUAUGUGGUGGAUUACAUUAAUUGUUUUUUUAAUGUUGAACCAUCCCUGCAUACCUGGUAUGAAUCCCACUUGGUCAUGGUGAAUUAUUUUUUUUUGAUAUGUUAUUGAAUUCUAUUGGCUAGAAUUUUGUUGAGGAUUUUUGCAUCUAUGAGGGAUAUAGGUCUAUGUUUUUCUUUUCUUGUGGUGUGUCUACCUGGUUUUGGUAUUAGGGAUAUGCUGGCUUCAUAGAAUGAGUUUGGUAGUAUUCCAUCCUUUUCUAUGCUCUGAAAUCUCUUUAGUAGUAGUGGUGUUAACUCCUCUGAAAGUUUGGUAGAACUCUGCAGUGAAGCCCUCCGGACCAGGGCUUUUUUUUGUUGGAAGUUUUUUGAUUACCUUUUCAAUCUCCUCUUUUGUGAUGGGUCUGUUUAGAUGUUCCACCUCAGUUUGUAUUAGUUUAGGUAGGUAGUGUGCUUCUAGGAAUUCAUCCAUUUCUUCUAGGUUUUCAAAUAUGUUUGAGUAUAGUUUUCCAUAGUAAUCUGAUAUGAUUCUUUUAAUGUCAGUUGGGUCUGUGGUAAUAUCGCACAUCUCAUUUCUUAUAUGGGUUAUUUGCUUCCUCUUCUGUUUUUCUUUGGUCAGUUUGGCCGGUUUGGUUUAUCAAUUGUGGUGAUUUUUUCAAAAAACCAGCUUUUGGUCUUGUUAAUUCUUUGAAUUGUUUUUCUGUUUUUUUUUUUUCAGUUAGUUCAGCUCAAAUUUUUAUUAUUUGUUUUCUUCUGGUGCCUGUGCGUUUCUUUUGUUGGUCUCUUUCUAUUUGUUCAAUUGCUGGGAUAAUUCUUUGAUUUUGGCCCUUUCUUCUUUUUGGAUGUGUGCAUUUAUUGAUAUAAAUUGGCCUCUGAGCACUGCUUUUGCUGUGUCCCAAAGGUUCUGAUAGGAAGUGUUUUCCUUCUCAUUGGAUUCUCUGAAUUUCUUUAUUCCAUCCUUAAUUUCUUCUAUAAUCCAGUCUUUUUUGAGAAAGGUAUUGUUCAGUUUCCAAGUGUUUGAUUUCUUUUCCCUGUUAUUGAUUUCCACUUUUAUGGCCUUCUGGUCAGAGAAGAUGCUUUGUAAUAUUUCAAUGUUUUGGAUUCUGCUAAGGCUUGCUUUAUGACCUAAUAUGUGGUCUAUUCUAGAGAAUGUUCCAUGUGCACUAGAAAAGAAAGUAGAGUUGGUUGCCGUUGGGUGGAGUGUUCUGUAUAUGUCUACGAGGUCAAGUUGGUUGACUGUGGCAUUUAGAUCUUCUGUGUCUUUAUUGAGCUUCUUUCUGGAUGUCCUGUCCUUCACCGAAGGUGGUGUGUUGAAGUCUCCCACUAUUAUUGUGGAGCUGCCUUUCUUACUUUUCAAUACUGUUAGAGUUUGUUUUAUGUAUCUUGCAGCCCUGUCAUUGGGUGCAUACAUAUUUAAUAUGGUUAUAUCUUCUUGGUGUAUUGUCCUUUUAAUCAUUAUGUAGUGUCCUUCCUUAUCCUUUAUGAUUGAUUUAACUUUAAGUUCUAUUUCGUCAGAAAGUAAUAUUGCCACUCCUACUCUUUUUGAUUGUUGUUUGCUUGAUAUAUAUUUUUCCAUCCUCUGAGUUUUAGUUUGUUAGUGUCUCUAAGUCUAAGGUGUGUCUCUUGUAGGCAGCAUAUAGAUGGAUCUUGUUUUUUAAUCCAUUCUGCCACUCCCUGUCACUUUAUUGGUGCAUUUAGUCCAUAUGCAUUCAGGGUAAUUAUGGAUAGGUAUGAAUUUAGUGCUAUCGUUUUGAUGCCUUUUUUUGUGUGUUAUUGAUGGUUUCAUUUCACUCUUCAUUUUAUGUGCUGAGUAGAUUAUCUUCAUAUAUUGUCCUUUGCUCAUAUUUGUUGUCAUUGAUUUUGUUUCUGCUGAGUCUCUUUUUUUUUCUUGUAUUUUAUUUUGAUGAGUAGGAUAGUUUAUCUCCUUUAUGGGUACCUUAUUAUUUACCCCCAUUUUUCUGAAUUGAAACCUCACUUUUAUUUCUUUGUAUUGCUGUAUCUUCCUCUCCGUAUGGAAGGUGCAUGAUUACAUUUCUUGGUCCCUCUUUAUGAUUUUAAUGUUGUCUUCUUUUAUAUAAUAAGAUCGCCAUUACCCUGUGUUGGGCUUUUCUUUUCUUUUCUUUUUUAUACUCUUGGUUUGUUUUUUUGGAUUUCCUUGCCUGGGUUGACUUCUGGUUGCUCUGCCCACGGUUCUAGUCUUGUGUUGAUACCCGAUAUUAUUGAUUUUCUAACGAAGGAACUCCCUUUAGUAUUUCUUGUAGUUUUGGUUUGGUUUUUACACAUUCCCUAACCUUGUGUUUAUCUGGAAAUGUCUUAAUUUCACCUUCAUAUUUAAGAGACAGUUCUGAUGGAUAUAUGGUUCUUGGCAGGCAAUUUUUUUCCUUAAAGUUUUUAAAUAUGUCAUCCCAUUGCCUUCUUGCCUGUAUGGUUUCUGCCGAGUAGUCCGAGCUCAUUCUUAUUGGCUCUCCUUUGUAGGUGAAUUUUCUUUUAUCCCUCGCUGCUCUUAUAAUUCUCUUUAUCUUUGGUUUUGGGAAGUUUGAUUAUAAUAAGUCUUGGUGACUUUCUUUUACGAUCUACCUUACAUGGAGUUCCAUGAGCAUCUUGGAUGGAUAUCUUCUCAUCUUUCACGAUAUCACGGAAGUUUUCUGCCAACAAAUCUUCAACAAUUCUCUCUAUUUUCUGUCAUCCAUUCCUGUUCUGGUACUCCAAUCACUCGUAGGUUAUUUCUCUUGAUAGAGACCCACGUGAUUCUUAAAGUUUCUUCAUAUUUUUAAAUUCUUUUAUCUGAUUUUUCUUCAAAUAUAUUAGUGCCAAGUGAUUUAUCUUCAAGUUCAGAAAUUCUAGCUUCUACUUGCUCAAUUCUGCUCCUCUGGCUUUCUAUUGAGUUGUCUACUUCUGUAAUUUUAUUGUUAAUCUUCUGAAUUUCUGAUUGCUAUGGAUUUUUCCAGCUUUUUAAACUUUUCAUUAUGUUCCUGAAUAAUCUUUCUAAUUUCUUCAGUUGCUUUAUCUGUGUGUUCCUUGGCUUGUUCUCCGUAUUGCCUCAUUUCCUUCCUGAUGUCUUGAAGGGUUCUGUAUAUUAAACUUUUGUAUUCUGCAUCUGGUAAUUCCAGGAAUACACUUGCAUCUAGAAGAUCCCUGGAUUCCUUUUUGAGAGCCUGCUGAGGUGAUCAUGGUCUGUUUCUUUAUGUGACUUGAUAUUGGCUGUUGUCUCCGAGCCAUCUGUAAGUUAUUGUAUUAGUUUAUGCUUGCUUAGUGUGUCAUACCUUCUUGCUUUGUUUUGUUUUGGUAUACCCGUACGGGUUGCUUGAGUGAGCUAGGUUGAUUUAUUUUCACCUUUGGAGCUCUGAUGCCCAGUCCCCAGAUGGCUAGAGCUGUUAUCGGAUAUAUCAGUCUAGAAGUCCUUUCAGUUUUCUUGUAUGAAUUUAGCUCAGGUUUCCAGGUAGCUGAUCAUCAAGUGUGUGGUACAGCCUCUGUCUUACAGUCUUAGAGGGCGAAGGGUGAUUGGCGUGUAUACUGGUAUCUGAUUGCAGCAGGGGGUCAUGCUCUGAACAAGGCAGGGGGCUGAGAACUGACCCCCAAGUGUCUCUGAGGAAAACACGUCUCUGUUCCCUAGAGCGUGCUGGUGGGUGGGUUUUGCAGAGGGACCAAGGGCACCCAAGGUUUUUGGUUGUAAGGACUGGGAGUUAGCAGUUAUCUUUUGACCCCUGUCGUGGGUGGCUGGGUGACCUGAGUGGAGCUACCAGUCCUUAGGCCCCUGAUGUGGGUAGGUGAGGACCUUGUUUAAUAGGCAAAGGGAUGUCAAACAUCAAACACCCACCUCUCCACCACACAGCUGAAAUGGUUGGAGUUUGCCAACAAGGGCCUAGUCUCCUGAAAUAGGCCCACAAAGGUCCAUGCAGAAUGAAAAGGUGCUCAACUUCCACAGACGGUUUAUACCUGGACAGGAGCCGCUUCUGUCCUGAGCUCCCCCAGUUAAUGGAGCUAGCAAAUUAUCUUUUCCCCCCAGUUGCAAAUUUUUUCCUUCCCCAAGGCCAGAGCUUGGCCCUAGGUGCUCGCCAGAGUCUAUCUCAGGUCCAGGGAUUCACCUGGUGAAGCCGGCUUGGGGGUGGUGGGGGAGCGCGGUAAAAUAUACGCAAGUACUUAGCUUUUGCCGAGAGCGCUGUUCUCCUCAGGUUCCGGAGAUGUGGGUGGGCUUUGCAGCUGGCUGCUUCUCCCUGAGGAAACUACGGCCGAACACUAGUACCAGCCUGCCGCUGCUGCUGCUGCUCCUGCAAUGGUGUCUGAGGGCUCCCCGUGAUUCAGAGUGAUCCUGUAAAGUAUGAUUCUCCAACCUCAUUUUAAGAACAAGAAACUGAGGCUGUGAAAAGUAACUUUUCCAAAUCACUCAACUGGUCAGCAGGAGAAUAUCUGACACAGAAAAUGAGAGAGGAAACUUGAAGGAGAACCUCAGGUCUCAAGAAGGCCUAUCACUUCAAAAGGGCCUAUCUAUGAGCCCCAAAAGGUCUGACCUACCAGAAACAUGGCAACCAGCGCUGUCCCCAGUGACAACCUACCCACGUACAAGCUGGUGGUGGUGGGCGAUGGGGGUGUGGGCAAGAGUGCCCUCACCAUCCAGUUUUUCCAGAAGAUCUUUGUGCCUGACUACGAUCCCACUAUCGAAGACUCCUACCUGAAACAUACAGAGAUUGACAAUCAGUGGGCCAUCUUGGACGUCCUGGACACAGCUGGGCAAGAGGAGUUCAGUGCCAUGCGAGAGCAGUACAUGCGGACAGGCGACGGCUUCCUCAUCGUCUACUCAGUCACCGACAAGGCCAGCUUCGAGCAUGUGGACCGCUUCCACCAGCUCAUCCUUCGAGUCAAGGACAGGGAGUCGUUUCCGAUGAUCCUUGUGGCCAACAAGGUCGAUUUGAUGCACUUGAGGAAAAUCACCAGGGAGCAAGGAAAGGAAAUGGCAACCAAACACAAUAUUCCGUACAUAGAAACCAGUGCCAAGGACCCACCUCUCAAUGUCGACAAAGCCUUCCAUGACCUCGUUAGAGUAAUUAGGCAACAGAUUCCUGAAAAAAGCCAGAAGAAGAAGAAGAAAACCAAAUGGCGGGGGGACCGGGCCACUGGUGCCCACAAACUGCAGUGUGUGAUGUUGUGAUGGGCCUGAGGCCUAGGGCACGGCAACCAUGAACUGGCUAGGCCUCGGGACCCCUCCACUGCCUAACUGCACUGAAAGACAUUUCUAACCACAACCCCGACGACUGGGUUUUUUUUUACCCUUGGCCCAAGGACUUGGCACAGGAAGGGAGAAAGGGAGGGUGGGUAGGGAGGAGACAGGGUUUGGCUUUGCCAAAGGGCACAGGCUUUCCAGUGUCUCACAAGAGACAAGGAAAUGACACAUAAACAGAAGCAGCAUCUAAGCCUUUCAUGUGUUGAUUCAACCCAGUUCCUCCCCUUCUCUUAGUGGAUAUGUGGUUUCUUUUAACUACAUAGUGUUGGUUUGCUGUGGAGGUGUUUAUCCACAUACAAAUACAAAAUAAGCCAUAAACAAACUUUUCCCUCUGCCCCCAAACAACAGUGUCUAAGCUUGGAUGUCUUUUCUAGAUUUUUAAAAUUAUUUUAGUGAUUAUUAUUAAAGGGAUCUGUGCCUGCUGGCUGGCGAAGUUUCUUGUCUUCAGAAGACCUCUCUGAUAACAAGUCUGGAAGGUCUUAUUUUACUUUUUUUUAAACUGAGUUCUUCCAGCUAUAUCAAAACUCAACUCAAUAUGAAAUUAUAGUGACUUAGAGAACAGAAGUUAACAGAAACUGUUGCUGGAGGCCUCAGGCCCUGGAUCAAAUCCAGGUGGGGAACAGACCCUACUCACAGCCUAUGAACUGGAGAGAAGACAGAUGUGUUUACCCAGAGGGCUUUGCUGUGGUCAAGGAUGCAGAGAUUAAGAAACUAUUUUUUUUGGGCGGGGGGGAGAGGUUGGCACGUCAGUUCUAAAAGAGGUUAUCAUUACUUGGGAAUGUAUAAGCUGAUGGGCUUUGCAAAAGUGUGAAUUUAUUUUUCAGACACGUGGGUUAAGUUCUGUGUUCUUCCUGGCCAUGUGAGAGGGUCCUGGGUUUCUCAGAUUUGUUUCUUUGUGCUCUCUCCCAUCACCUGUGCUGCCUGGUGCCUCUCUGAUAUAAAAACCCUAACACGGGCAUGUGUGCUUCUUCAUGUCCAAGUAUAAGCUAAUGGGGACACGAUCCAGAAAACUCUAGUUCAUGCUGAAUAUUAACCAAAAAUUAUUCAAUACCACUAAAAGAGCACCAUGAAAGCCCUGGAACCAUUUUCCCUGAGUCAACUGACAACCACCUCUGUAAGCAUUUACAUACAUAGCAUUAGGCUGCCUUUCCAGCACACACUUUAUUAACCUCUUGGAUCUUGACUAUUAGAUGUGAUUAGAGGAGAAAGGAAGAUAGGGCUGAUGACAAGGCUCCCAUGCACCUGUUUCUGCAAGGGGGACAGUCCUCCUGACUUCCUGACGAUGCCAUCCACCCUCCCAGGUGCUGCUGGUGUGAGCCCAGGACUGGGUGUCUCCUAGUCAGGGCAGGAGUGGCGGGGCAACAGGAACAGCAGCAUGCCUGAGAGGUCUGAAGGUGAGGUGGCACGGCCGGUGGCCUUACCUACCAAGUCUUACAAACCAGAUCACUAGGCAAAGUGGACCAUCCCCAACAACUGGCCUGGCCAAUCUUUGGACAAAGAAACCCAGGGAUAGUGAGCCCAGAUCGGACAUUGAGACACCUGGAUUCUUCUCCAUCUUUGAAAGUAUGUUGAGUUCCUAACUCGGCGAAAUCACCAGCAGCAGGGACCCAGCUGAAGAGUGAUUCUGCUGCAGAAUGAAACACUUGCAUUUUUGUUCAUUGGAAGUAAAACUUUGUAUUUGUCUAAGUAAUUUCCUCAAAGGAAGGAUAACAAAGAUCAUUCCAGAUGAGGCACUUCAGAGUUUCUCAGGAUCCUUUAAUGUUAGUGAGCAUUUUAAACACUAAAAAGACAAUGUUCGUUCCAAACCCUGCACUCCUCUGAGCCACAUCUGUGGCAGAUGUGUGAGCAGCGGGAUGGCAGCUCUCAGCAGCCAUGUGGAAGGGGAGAUGAUGGAGGAAGAAAGAUGGGAAGAAGGAUGGAGAUGCUCUGCAUUGAGGAAGUGGUGGGGUAGGACAAAAGCCCUGCACACAGGACAGUGUCUACUGCUGGAAAGUGUGUGCCCACACAGACCACCACCAGCACACCCUUACCUGGGUACAGCCUGCAGCUCCUUGGCAGCACUGAGGGGGCAUCUUGUAGAAAGUAGAUCAGUUGACCUACAAUGGGGCCCUUAGCUAUAGAGUAACCAGACAAAGGGCUCUGAUGGUUCCUGGGUCGGUCUUCUAGGGAUCUAUCCUGCAGACAGCCAACAGUUGAACCCCACAGUGCCCAAGAGAGAAACUGGUUAAGGAACGGCCUUCUGUAGCCUCUGCUCUUGGAUAAACUUUACCUCCCAUGGCCUCAUUUUCCCAUAGGAAAUAGAUAACACUUUUAAAAGACAGUUUGUUUUGUUUUAGAGAUGGGGCUGUGGUGGAGGUGGCUCCCAGAUAAGCCAGACCAGGCCUGGGAGCAGAGGAGACCUGGGCAUCCCCUGUGUAACAUCUCUGUGAUCACCUGACAGGUUCAGCCUGGGAAAGCAGCUUGCCACAUUACUCCAUGACUGAGGAGCCACUGGGACUCAUGUCUUUGGUGAUAUCCUGAUGUUCCCGCUGGUUUCCAGACCCUCUGAAUAGUACUAACUGUACAUCCCCUGGAGCACUCCCCUUACUCCAUCUUUGCCACUGUGUGCUCUCAGAUUUCCUCCCACUAUUCUAACACCACCUUAGGGGGCUCCUUUUCUCCCCAGCAGGACAUCCUAGCCAACCCACUUGCACAGUCCAGGGCCACGGCCAUGGUCACUUACUUCCUCUGCACUUGGCCACAUACGGGAAUGUGUGGUUGGUCACUGGUUUCCAACCACCUUGGAUGUUUUCUAUGAGGACUUUGCCCACCACCUUCUCGUGGUGCUUGCUAUGGAGAAUGUCUAGUUGGCCUAAAGUGGCCUGUCUCUCUUUGCCAGGAGACAUGACCCACUAACACAUGGCAACUCUAACCCUAAGACUCCUCAGAUGUGUUACGAUAAAUCUGGAGCCAAAGAUGGAGUCUCUCCAUUAGCAGACCGUUAGGUUCAAAAUAGCAUGUUGGGUUUACUUAGAAUGAAAGAUACUUGAAUUCAUGAGCACCCCGCUUUUGUUACAUAGAUGGCCAUUGUCGUGAACGAGAGCGACGCCUGAAGAUCAUGUGCGAGCCUUUUAUGUUCACUUUUUAUUAAGUCUUUGUGUAUCUUGACUCAUGAAUAAAGAGAAACACUUGCCUGUCUUGCUUCCUCUUAUUCAUAUAUGCCUAAAGUUUUACUAUGAAAAUUGUGAGUUAUCAAUAGCUUGCCCAGAUCACCCCUCUCUUACCAAACGUGUCCUUGGUCCUAACCAAACCUAAAGUGAGGAGACCACAGGUGGCCUUAAGGAGAUUCCUUCCUGCAUGGGGCCAAAGGAUGAAGGUAGGUUAGUGCAGUGUUUAGAGACAGCCUCUUGAUGUUGGGCAGACCUGACCUUUAUAUGCCUUUGAGCAAAUUACCUGCUUUAAUCUUCAGUUGCCCUGCCUGCAAAUGAAACAAGAAUGUGCAUCUUCUUAGUAGCUUGAGUAGGUCCCUGAUUGGCACGAACGGUUAAGCACUCAACUACCAGCCAAAAGGUUGGCAGUUCGAAUCCACCCAGAGGUCCCUCAGGAGACAGGCCUGGUGAUCUGUUUCUGAAAGGUCACAGCCUUGAAAACCCUAUGGAGCAGUCCUACUCUGCAUGCAUGCGGUCACAAUGGGUCAAAAUCAACUCAAUGGCAACUAACAAGUGGCUUGAGGACUAAAGCUAAAUAUGGUAAGGGGCCCAGAAAUGAUGCUCUUUGUAAUGAUGCUCUAUUGGAUUUUCUGCUUAGCACUCCUUUUCAUGGAAACUGCCCCUGCCCAUCCACAGGGGUACAGUGUGCUUUCAUUUUUCUGUUGAUUGAACCUGGUGGGUACUUGACCAAACUGAGCCUCUCAGAGUCCCUGUUCUAGUAAUUGGGAAUAGAGACCAAGUUCCUCUUCUUGGUACUUCUUUGAUUAUACAUGAAACAUGUAAAGCCGAGAAGCUGCAGGGUGCUUCUGACAUCCUCUGGACUAGGAGUAGAGAAGGCCAGACUGCAGAGAGAGGCUGGAGGAGAGGGGGUGAUGGAUGGUCAGGCCUGGCUUCCUGCCUCUCGUUUCACAAAUAUUCAUUAGGCCCUACCAUGUGCCGGGGGCAUAGUUGGUUCAGUAGUAGAAUUCUUGCCUUCCACAUGGGAGACCCAGGUUUAAUUCCUGGCCAGUGCAAUGUGCAGCCACCACCUGUCUAUAAGUGAAGGCUUACAUGUUAUAAUGCUGAACAGAUUUCAGCAGCACUUCCAGACUGAGAUGGACUAGGAAGAGAGGCCUGGUGAUCAACUUCCAAAUAUCAACUAGUAAAAACCCUAUAGAUCAAAAAGUCUAUUCUACAACAAUAGUGGGGAUGGCACAGGACUGGCAGUGUUUUGGUUCACUGUGCAUAGAUAGUGUCACCAUGAGUCAGGAGCCAACAGCAGCUAAGAACACCACCAUGUGUUAGGCAUUAGGCUAGAUAUAUGGUACUAGAUAGUGAACAGUGCAAAGGGUCUCCUAAUAACCCAUUCUCCUUUUGCCCCUUAGGUCAGCACAAAUGUUCUUCCUCUUGCAGUCAAAAGUCUACAUGAUACACUAUUUGUAAGACAUCCCAUGGCAUGACAGGUUUUAGUGUGUGGAGGGUGGGCUGGCUGGCUCCAUUUUAAUGACCUGGGAUAGACUGGACAACAGGAGGGUAGUCUUAACUAUAAAGGCCAAAAGUCCCUCCCAGUGGCAGUUCUUCAUCCAACAGGCAUUGGGAGUUCAGACUGAGUGUGCUGUUUCUUUGAUCCUCAGAAGUAACCUUAAGUGGGAAAAAUUGGAAUCUUGGAAAACCACCUGGACUGGAGUCAUCUUCACAAGGACAGCAUACACCUGGAUCUUUCCAAACCCAUGUCCACACGCUCUUGAGCCCAUGGCAGGGUGGACGUCCUGAGUCCCUCUGUGACCGGGGCUUAUGGAGCUCCACCCAUAUCCUGGCCCCAAAGAGGGCAUGCUUUUUUAAAAAAAAUACUUUCAUUUGUUACUAUGGGAGCAAACAUUUGCACCCACUUUAAAUUGUCUAUCUCCAGAGGUGCACCCAGCUUUGGCAAAAGAAGCCACAGCCUGUCAGUGGGAUGGGUGGCCACCACGGUCUGGCAGGUUUGGGGUGCUCUCCCCCUUGUAGCACCAACACACCCAAAUACCAAGAAAAGGCUGACCACUUGCCUCUGCAGCCCCAUCAAAGUUCCUUCCCAGGCUGUGCCACCUCCCGCUCCCACUCAUUGUUGAGUCCCAGCCAUCAGCACCCUCUCCAUUGUCUUCAGGGCAGCAAUGAGGAACCCACCUGUCUUAGUCAUCUAGUGCUACUUUAACAGAAAUACCGCAGUGGAUGGCUUUAACAAAGAGAAAUUUAACCUCUCACAGUUUAGUAGGUUCCAAGUCCAAAUUCAGGGUAUUGGCUCCAGGGUAAGGCUUUCUCUGUCAGCUCUGGAGGAAGUCCUUGUCCCCAAUCUUCCCCUGGUCAAGGAGCUUCUCAGUCACAGGAACCCCAGGUCCAAAGGACGGGCUCUGCUCCUUGUGCUGCUUUCUUGGUGGCAUGAGGUUCCCAA